GAAUCUACUUUCAGCAAAUAUCGUCCAAAAUUUUCUUCCUUUAAAAUACACUGAUAUCAAAAAAGCCGCAACCCUCGAUGGAUGGCAUAGUCGGUAGAAACUGUGGGGCCGAGGAAUCCCACAACAAACCAGAAAACUAUGUGGAAGACUCUCAAACCACCAAGGGAAAAGAGAGUACGAAGCAGAUCAAAUACAGAGUUGAGUAUAGAAACAGGGUCACGAAUGAGGUGGUCUACCAACAUGAGACCAAUGGAUUGAAUGACAAUGGGUCGGCCUCAAAUGCUCACGGUCUCGAACAGCCUCUUUUCGAAUUGGUUUCGACUUUUACAACCGGUCAGACGAGCUCUUCCCAGUCAGAAGAACACAGCAAACCAAUCCUCCCCUCAACAACGCCCUCCGUUAGUAUGCACAUCUACUCCAGAGCCAUCAUUAAUGCCAUCCAAUCCGUCGUGGAAUACUACCCUGAACAAGAUCUCACUGGGGACGUCGUCAUAAUCAGGGCGCCGUAUGCAAUUCUUGUCCAUCACUACGAAGAGCUUUCCUCUUUCCGAGAUGAAAUAAAAUCCAAGCCCAAGGAAGACUUGUGCGCGCGCGAAAUAGACGCCUAUGAGCAUGUUGGGGUGCUCUUGGACUUUCUGGAUGGACAUAUCAUGGCUGAUGUAAGAGCAGAACAAGACCGAAACAGGAGGGGAUUAUGGACUUGGAGGAUGGCUUGGGUAUCUAGACGCCCAGGGGCCACUCAGCUGACUCGGGUUCGGGAAUCCGAAGAAAGUUUUUGCAUGGUCAUCAAAUCAAUUUCUGGAGGCAGUUUCGAAAAUCCAUCAGUUCCUUGGGUUAUGGAGUAUUGGAGACUAACUUACGACGGUGAAUACCUCGGAAGAGUGGAAAGGAAUUUGAUUCAACAUAAGUUCGACGGAGAAGAAGAACAGGAUACGAGCCAAAUAAUCGAUCUUGACAACAGGCCUCUCACACCAAAAGUUGCACAACAUAUUGCGAACGGCAAAAUCUACUGGGACCUUCUGAAAAAGCAAUGCAAACAUUACAGAGGAAAGACAGCGGAUAUUCCUCACAACGAGGUUGAUGGUCUCGUCAUGACAGACCUGAAAAGCUAUUAUACAGAUAUCGGAAAUCCGACGGCUUUAGUACCAAGUGGAACCGAUAUCAGAAAUUGGGCUUCAGAUUGCACAUGUCCUGUGUGCAGAAGACGGGAGUCUGAUUCUGAGAAAACUGUCACGUCGCUGUUCGAGGACUAUGAUCUGAUUGUUCCGGAAACCUUUGAAGGCAAUCUAACAGAUCACCAAUUCAUGUUACUCCCUUCCUAUAUGAGGGCGUUUGUCUUUAAGACAAGGUCAUGGGAACAGCUUCGAGUCAACAAUUUCUCUGCUCCUGAAUUUGACGAAGGCAUGAUAAACCAUCUAGUCAUGGACGAAAAGCGGGUGAAGCAACUCAAAGCUCUUGCUAAAAGCUAUGCAAGGACGAACCAAUUUGGACAGGUCACAGAUCGGGAGAUGUGGUCCGCUGACUUUGUUCGAGGAAAAGGGAAAGGGCUCACCUUUUUGCUUCAUGGUCAACCCGGUGUUGGCAAGACCUGCACUGCUGAAUGUAUAGCAGCCUUCACCCGUCGCCCACUAAUGGUUCUCACCUGUAGCGAUAUCGGAACGGAGCCCACACUGGUUGAAGCAAACCUCACGAGGCAUUUCAAAACUGCAAGAAGUUGGGGUGCGGUCUUGCUCAUAGAUGAAGCCGAUGUUUUCAUGGAGCGCCGUUCAUCUGAUGAUCUGAUGCGCAACAGCCUAGUUGCCGGCUUCUUGCGAGCCCUCGAAUUUUACGAUGGAAUUCUCUUCCUCACAACUAACAGAGUCGGCUCUUUUGAUGAUGCGUUCAUAUCGCGCAUCCAUGUCAAGCUCUAUUACCCUGAGUUCAAUGACAGAGAGCGGCAGCUAGUUUGGGAUACGUUUGUCCAGAAGUUGAUCAAGGAACGUAAAGGGUAUAUGCGGAUCACCAUUGACGCAAAACAAUACCUCAAAGGCAACGAAAUGCGGGCAGUCAAGUGGAACGGCAGAGAAAUCCGUAAUGCGUUUCAAACAGCAGUUGCGUUGGCCGAAUACGAGUCAAUCAAAGACGAGGAAGGUAACAUCGAGCUGACAGACGAGCACUUACGGGCUGUAGUGGAGAUGUCGCGAGACUUCAAGGACUACAUUGAUGAGCUCCAUAAGGGUGAUGAGGCAAAGAGAGCAGAGCGCAAAUACGAGCGGCUGGAUAGCUACCCGACCCAUUGAGUUCUGUCAAAAGGGCAUCCUGAAAGCUAUCGAAGGCAGCAAUGGUUUCUUUUGUAAUCAUUACUCAUGUUUAUCGGUACGGUAAAUUUGGAAUUGAUACGGCCUGACCUUCGUCAUCUCUUGCUUUACCUUGUGAAAAAGUGAACCCGCUGCCAAUUGAUCUUCGCCAGCAGCGCUCAUUGCCUAACCAUUCAACCAACAUCUGUCUUCUCUACUUCGUUGCCCACAACAAAAAUUCACCCACACAUUGACACACGACAUGGAUAUCGAUCCGAGGGAUGUUGGCCACCUCCACCACCCGAAACCUGAUAAGCCCUCUCUCCCAUUGCAGUUUUGAUCCCUCUGUGUCCGCCACUGUGCAUCCUGU
Messenger RNA from Aplosporella prunicola CBS 121167, 2646 nucleotides. RefSeq lists its product as uncharacterized. NCBI's taxonomy places the organism in Eukaryota, Fungi, Ascomycota, Dothideomycetes, Botryosphaeriales, Aplosporellaceae. The coding region runs from base 78 to 2279 and encodes 733 amino acids. The transcript has 6 exons. The record is from RefSeq and is a predicted model, not a curated record. Gene Ontology annotation, molecular function: ATP binding; ATP hydrolysis activity.